Balaenoptera acutorostrata (minke whale) is the source of this 3405-nucleotide messenger RNA. It is a transcript of the gene OSR2, whose product is annotated as odd-skipped related transciption factor 2. Gene Ontology annotation, cellular component: nucleus. Bases 1990 to 2928 code for a protein of 312 amino acids. Lineage: Eukaryota; Metazoa; Chordata; Mammalia; Artiodactyla; Balaenopteridae. Gene Ontology annotation, biological process: embryo development; urogenital system development; regulation of transcription by RNA polymerase II. The transcript has 4 exons. The record is from RefSeq and is a predicted model, not a curated record. Gene Ontology annotation, molecular function: DNA-binding transcription factor activity, RNA polymerase II-specific; RNA polymerase II transcription regulatory region sequence-specific DNA binding.
CUGCUGGCGGAAUUAACAUAUAAGCUUUAUGGCAGAGUUCACUUUGUGCAUUUGGAAUCAAAAUCACAGGCCAUGAUAUUCCUUCAAUCGAUAACACACCCCACACACGUACACAUACAUACACGGAGAACGUGGUGGGAAUUGCACUUUGCCUCCUGUAUUUAUUUCUAAGAAAUCCAGUCUGGGAAAACACCCAAAUAAUAAUUUCGGUUUCCUAUGUGGGGAGGCCACUUUUUAAUACUAGGGGAAAAAUAAUAUUUUGAAUCUCUAGAAAAUCCUCCUAUGCAAAAAGAAGGAAAUAAAGGUAUAACUUAUGAUUUUUAAUGGAAGAGGAAACAAAUGGAUUACCAGGGAUGUUAGUAGAAUCUUUUUUUUUCUACCUCUCUAGGAGAGGGCUUGAGGGUUGCCACUGAACAAAAAUGAAUUGUGAUUUGUGGUGGGAAAGUUUAUUACUAAUGGAGGUUUACAGUUUCGGUUGAACGGUCUGACUGAGACCCUCUGACUCUUACACACCUCUCAUUAACUCCCGGCCUCAACUCCCAGACCGCAUACCACUGGGCAGAAGCGGUUCAUUAAUAAAUCCCUGUCUCCAAGCCGUUCCAAACAGGGGAGGAGGGAGGGAAGGUGUGGGCCUCGCAGAGGCGGCCAGAUUCUGCCUGGCCAGAGCGCUGUGUCAUUAGCGCAGCCCUCUAAGCCUGCCCUCAGAUAGAGCCACAGGCAAGACUUCACAGCACGCUAGAGAAGAGCAUUUCAGGCGCAGAAAGGGCUGGUGGCAAUGAAGUCUGGACAAACUCUCCCAUCUUCCUGCUGGGUUCAAAAGCCAGGCAUAAAGGUUGAUGGCUCAGAUAGGCCUGCCUGCCCCUCUCUAGGGAAAGCGCUAAACUGUGAGUCCCAGCCCCUGGGGAGCCACCUUCAGAGGCACGGCCCAGGCCGCAGAGCUGGCAGAACUCUCUGCUAAAAAGGGGCUGGUAGUGGGAGAAGGUGGGCCUACCCUGAAAGCAGAUGAGGUGCCCUGGGAAACUGGGUCUGAAAGCAGACCUCCGUGUUGGCACUGGGGGUUCAGGGACAGGCAUGUGCGUGCGCCCUGCUUAGGCCCAGGCCGCAGACCCCGGCCGGCUUCCCGGUGGCAGAAGCAACGUCGCACUCAACUCCAGGCCGACAAACCAGCUUCCUCCAGGCAGGCAGAGGCGCACCGUACCCGAUCUGCGGUGGCCCCCCUGCUGCUCCGUCCUUUUUCCUCCCCGGGGAACACUCUCGCCUCGCCUCUCUUCUCUUUUCCUGGGGCCUGGCCGGUGUAGGAGCCUCUCCAGGUGCCAGGUCGAGAAGCGCUCGGGCCUCCCGAGAGCUUGGCGCUCGGUCCUGGAUCGGGGACUUUCUCCACCCCCGCAACCCCCUACUGAGCCUGAACCAUCUGGAAGGGAUCUAGGUGGGGGGUGGGAGGAGACGGCCCCUGGGAAGGUGGAAGGGGUGAUUCUAGGCCUCACCGGCCCCCGAGGUGUCACUUUUCUUUCCUGUGGCCCGUCACCGCUGAUAAAUGGGACAGAGGCAGAGGAAGGAAAAAGAAAACCUCUGAGGUCAGCGCCGGGCGAGGCGAGUCCCUCCGAGGGCCCCGCAGCCCCAGGAGCGCAAAGUGCGCCCGGCUGCGCUCCAGCACCCCAGGCGCGGUCCGGGUGAACGGCGGUCGGCGGGCGGGUCGGCGGGCUCGGGGCGCAGCGCUAGGAGCCGCCCGGCUGAGCCAGGCCCUCACGCCCGGGUCGGACCCACAACCCAACGUUCCCCGGGGAGCUUGGAGGCACGGCGGCAACAGAGGCUCAGCCCGGGCCUGUGGGCGUUGGCACAGCGGGGUGUCACGGAUGACCAAGCUUCGCCUGAUCGGGGUUUUCUCUGCGCGCCGUUGUCCUUCUGGGUUUUCGCCGGAGCCCCACGCCCAGCCGCCUCUGAGUCCUGGAAAAAAAGGGUGGCUACCUCCGCCCCCCAGCACCCCGGAAAAUGGGGAGCAAGGCCCUGCCAGCGCCCAUCCCGCUCCACCCAUCGCUGCAGCUCACCAAUUACUCCUUCCUGCAGGCCGUGAACACCUUCCCCGCCGCGGUGGACCACCUGCAGGGCCUGUACGGUCUCAGCGCCGUGCAGACCAUGCACAUGAACCACUGGACACUGGGGUACCCCAACGUGCACGAGAUCACCCGCUCCACCAUCACCGAGAUGGCGGCGGCGCAGGGCCUCGUGGACGCGCGCUUCCCUUUCCCGGCUCUGCCCUUUACCACCCACCUCUUCCACCCCAAGCAGGGAGCCAUUGCCCACGUCCUCCCAGCCCUGCACAAGGACCGGCCCCGUUUUGACUUUGCCAACUUGGCCGUGGCCGCUACGCAAGAGGAUCCCCCUAAGAUAGGAGACCUGACCAAGCUGAGCCCGGGCCUGGGUAGCCCCAUCUCGGGCCUCAGUAAAUUGACUCCGGACAGAAAGCCCUCCCGAGGGAGGUUGCCCUCCAAAACGAAAAAAGAGUUUAUCUGCAAGUUUUGCGGCAGACACUUUACCAAAUCCUACAACUUGCUCAUCCACGAGAGGACCCACACAGAUGAGAGGCCGUACACGUGUGACAUCUGCCACAAGGCUUUCCGGAGGCAAGAUCAUUUGCGGGAUCACAGGUAUAUCCAUUCCAAAGAAAAACCCUUCAAAUGUCAGGAGUGUGGGAAAGGAUUUUGUCAGUCUAGAACUCUGGCUGUUCACAAAACUUUACAUAUGCAGGAAUCUCCACACAAAUGCCCCACAUGUGGAAGAACCUUUAAUCAGAGAAGUAAUCUGAAAACUCACCUUCUCACCCAUACAGACAUCAAGCCCUACAGCUGCGAGCAGUGCGGCAAAGUGUUCAGGCGAAACUGUGAUCUGCGGCGGCACAGCCUGACUCACACCCCGCGGCAGGACUUCUAGAGAAGCCCCGGAUCUGUCCCGGGCCGCCGCCGCCGCUCCCCUCCCCAGACACCUCUCCACGCCUCCCACCCGGGGGGGCCACCCCCAACCCUUCACUGACCCCAGCUCUUCCCCAGCUGCAGCCACACCGGCAGCUCCAGGGGGUUAACUCUUCUUCCCAAGGACUGAGAACUGUAGAAAGCCACACAAGUACAUCCUUUCACAAAGAGCAUAUGCUAGUGUCUUGUAGAUAUUCACAGCUCAUUUUAGAGCUCUGUACAUAAUGUUGUGGGUCUCUGUUUCGUUGUUUUGUUUUGUCUGUUUUUGUAUCUUGUUGGAUGCACCUAGGUAUGGAAAAUGGAAACCAAAUUUAUCUUUAAAGACUGUAUUUUCAAAAAUAAAAUGUUUUCUUGUUUGUUUCAACACUCCUGCAAAAGUGCCUUGCUAUUUGACUUCUGUUUUUCCUCUGGAUUCUGGAAGAGUGGCAUGUCUCUGAAA